Molecule: messenger RNA, 1051 nt
Organism: Ricinus communis (castor bean)
Lineage: Eukaryota; Viridiplantae; Streptophyta; Magnoliopsida; Malpighiales; Euphorbiaceae
Product: 60S ribosomal protein L13-1
Exons: 5
Coding region: 160-783 (207 amino acids)
Biological process (GO): translation
Cellular component (GO): cytosolic large ribosomal subunit; ribosome
Molecular function (GO): RNA binding; structural constituent of ribosome
Source: RefSeq, a predicted model, not a curated record
AAGCCCAAAAGGAACCAUCAAGCCCAGACAAAGCUAGGGUUUUUCUUUUGUUUCUGUCUAUAUCCUUUUAUAUCCCUGAUUACAGAAAACCCUAUCUCUAGUCUCUUGCAGCCAAGAGUGACAGAGAAAGGCUGCUGCAUUUUGAUCAUUCUGUGAGAAAUGGUGAAGCAUAACAAUGUUGUGCCUAAUGGGCACUUUAAAAAGCACUGGCAAAACUAUGUCAAGACAUGGUUUAACCAACCUGCUCGCAAAACGAGGAGACGCGUUGCUCGCCAAAAGAAAGCUGUGAAGAUCUUUCCUAGGCCUACAGCAGGUCCUCUUCGCCCCAUCGUGCACGGACAGACUUUGAAGUAUAACAUGAAAUUGAGGGCUGGUAGAGGGUUUACCCUUGAAGAGCUCAAGGCUGCAGGUAUUCCUAAGAAACUUGCCCCUACAAUUGGAAUAGCUGUUGAUCAUCGUAGGAAAAACCGAUCUUUGGAGGGCUUACAAGCCAAUGUUCAGAGGUUGAAGACUUACAAGGCCAAAUUGGUUGUGUUCCCAAGACGUGCUCGCAAGUCUAAGGCUGGUGACUCUGCUCCUGAGGAGUUGGCAACAGCAACCCAAGUCCAAGGGAAAUACAUGCCAAUUGUACGAGAGAAGCCAUCCGUGGAGCUUGUUAAGGUGACCGAGGAAAUGAAGUCAUUCAAGGCCUAUGAUAAACUGCGUGUAGAGCGGAUGAACCAGCGCCAUUUGGGUGCUAGAAUGAAGAAGGCGGCAGAGGCUGAAAAAGAAGAAAAGAAGUAGGGACAAUUGCGCUCGUCUUGUCAGCAUUUCAGAUUUGAUAUUAGACUGCUGCUUUGCAAUUUGUUCUCGAGUCUGUGUACUGCAAUUUUCUUCAAUCAUUAGUAUUAGUUCUCUUAGUGGUUGGCGAUAUGUUUUCUUUUAAUGAUACAUAAUAUGGUUGGACUUGUAUUCAUUUUUGUUUUUGGAUCUUUUGUUGAAUUGAGAAGAUUUUGGUAUUCUCUUGCAUUAAGCUAUAAAUGUCAAUGACUUAAUGUGACCGCUUAUUUUA